Messenger RNA from Drosophila hydei, 900 nucleotides. It is a transcript of the gene Pym, whose product is annotated as partner of Y14 and mago. The record is from RefSeq and is a predicted model, not a curated record. Gene Ontology annotation, molecular function: RNA binding. The transcript has a single exon. Gene Ontology annotation, biological process: exon-exon junction complex disassembly. Bases 92 to 703 code for a protein of 203 amino acids. Gene Ontology annotation, cellular component: cytoplasm; exon-exon junction complex. NCBI's taxonomy places the organism in Eukaryota, Metazoa, Arthropoda, Insecta, Diptera, Drosophilidae.
CUCUACGUUUAUAUCGAUAUUUUCGGCGUUGCUAUUAGAAUAUUGUGUUUUUGAUCAAAACGAUAUUUCGCAAGUGCAUUGUUUAAUAAAAAUGAACACAAAUUUGGAAAGCAAUAAAGGAAAAGUAAUUCCGGCAACCAAGCGCCCAGAUGGCACAUGGCGCAAAGCGCGGCGAGUGAAAGAUGGUUACGUACCACAGGAAGAAGUGCCGCUAUACGAAAGCAAGGGCAAACAGUUUAGUGCCCAACGACAAACGGGCGUCCCGCCAGGCAUGUGCCCAAUCUUAGCCGCUGAGAUCAAAAAGGUGCGCGAGAAAAAGGAGAAGGCUAAAGAGAAGAAGGUUGAGAAACAACAACUAACUAAAAUUGCUGCCAGACCAACGACAGACGCCGCGAGAAUGACCAACUCUUCAACUACGAAUAAUAUUCACAAUGAAUCUCCAAAAGAUUGUGAAUUGUCUAAGCUAACGAAAACUUUAGAUAAGAACUUGACAAUCGUCGAAGAACCUGAGAUGGAUAUAGCGAAACAAAUCAAAAAAUUGAAAAAGAAAAUACGAGAAAUUGAGCAAAUAGAAACUAAAAUCCAAUCAGGCGAUAUUAAUAAACUUGACAAAGAUCAAAUGGAAAAGGUGAAAAAGAAGCCGGAAAUCUUAAGACAAUUGAAAACUAUUGAGGAAAGCUCCACUGCCAUCAAACAUUCAUAGUUCAUUGCAUGUCUCGUGUCUGUUAAAUAGUUUUAAUAAUUGUAAUUUAACAGUAAUCUAAAUGCAGCAUACAUCUGUUUUAAAAAUGUGUGUGUUUUCGUUCAAACUGUUCAAUAUUUUGAUACAAUUAGCAAGAAGCAAAGUGUUUUAUUAUUUUAAAUUAUUUUAUAAAUAAAUGUGGAACGAAGCAGUCGAAA